Molecule: messenger RNA, 942 nt
Organism: Mauremys mutica (yellowpond turtle)
Lineage: Eukaryota; Metazoa; Chordata; Testudines; Geoemydidae
Product: olfactory receptor 12-like
Exons: 1
Coding region: 1-942 (313 amino acids)
Biological process (GO): G protein-coupled receptor signaling pathway; sensory perception of smell
Cellular component (GO): membrane
Molecular function (GO): olfactory receptor activity; G protein-coupled receptor activity; odorant binding
Source: RefSeq, a predicted model, not a curated record
AUGGAAAACCACACAACGGUGGCUGAGUUCACCUUGAUGGGGUUCGGAGGUCAUCCCGAACUGCAAGCCUUCCUCUCUGUCCUCUUCCUGGUUCUGUACACUGUCACCCUGGUGGGGAAUGUUGGCAUGAUCACCAUUAUCAGCGCUGACUCCAGGCUCCACACCCCCAUGUACUUCUUCCUGAAGAACCUGUCCUUCCUGGACCUCUGCUACUCCUCCGUCAUUGCCCCCAAAGCCCUGCUGUGCUUCUCAACGGGGCACAGAGCCAUCUCCUACAAUGGUUGUGCUGCCCAAAUGUUCUUCUUCUCUCUCUUUGGGACCACCGAGACAUUCAUCCUGGCUGUGAUGGCUUAUGACCGCUUUGCCGCCAUCUGCAACCCGCUGCGCUAUCCAGUCACAAUGUCUAAGAGGACUUGUGUUUGCCUGGUGGCAGGCUCCUAUCUCUCAGGUUUCCUGAACUGCAGCAUCCAGACAAGCUUUACAUUCACCUUGUCCUUCUGCGGGCCGGGGGAAAUCGAUCACUUCUUCUGUGAUGUCCCUGCAGUGAUGAAAGCCUCCUGCUCUGACACCUUUGCCAGUGAAAUGGCGAUGUUGGCCGUGUGCGGGUUCAUCAUAGUGAGCACUGGCCUGGUCAUCCUUAUUUCCUAUGGUUUCAUCAUCACCACUGUCAUGAGGAUACCCUCCGCUGAGGGAAGACACAGAGCCUUCUCCACUUGUGCCACCCACCUGGUAACUGUAAGUUUGUUCUAUGGAACAAUCUUCUUUAUGUAUGCCCAGCCUGGGGCCAUAUCCUCCCCAGGUCAAAGCAAAGUGGUCUCUGUGUUCUACACCAUUGUCAUCCCCAUGCUGAACCCUUUCAUCUACAGCCUGAGGAACAAGGAGGUGAAAGGGGCCCUGAGAAAACAACUAACAAAGAAAGGCUUUUUCCACUCAGCUCCCUGA